Molecule: messenger RNA, 1352 nt
Organism: Hibiscus syriacus
Lineage: Eukaryota; Viridiplantae; Streptophyta; Magnoliopsida; Malvales; Malvaceae
Product: E3 ubiquitin-protein ligase SINAT5-like
Exons: 3
Coding region: 230-1222 (330 amino acids)
Biological process (GO): multicellular organism development; ubiquitin-dependent protein catabolic process
Cellular component (GO): cytoplasm
Molecular function (GO): zinc ion binding; protein binding; ubiquitin protein ligase activity
Source: RefSeq, a predicted model, not a curated record
GGUGUGUUUGGUUCUUUUGGAUCCAUUUUGUUCUCCCAAAUCUCCUCUUUCUUCUUUCCUCUCUCUCUCUUUCUCUCGGUCAUCAUCUCCUAAUUGAAAAGAUAAAGGAAAAAGGAAGAGAGGAAGAAGGGAAUUGAGAAAAGAAAUUGGAGUUUUGGGUGUGUGUUUCAGAGUUGAUACAAACAAGAGUCGGAGAUUUGGGCUUCAGAGGGCAUUUUAUUGCUUAAGAAUGGAUUUUGAUAAUAUUGAAUGCCUUUCGACCGUAGAUGAGGCUGAGAUCCAUCACCAUAAUCCACACCCUGGCCCUGCCUACCAUCAACCCCCGUCGUCGAAACCUCAUAAUGCCACUAGAAACAGCAUCGAUAAUGGUAAUAACAUCAACAAUCUCGGAAUUCCAACGGCGGUCGCUCCAGCUUCCAGCGUCAGUGAAUUGUUAGAAUGCCCUGUUUGUACCAAUUCUAUGUACCCGCCGAUCCAUCAGUGCCCCAAUGGACAUACACUUUGUUCUACCUGUAAAAUCCGAGUACACAACCGGUGCCCGACUUGUAGACAUGAACUCGGUGAUAUUAGAUGUUUAGCAUUGGAGAAAAUAGCAGAGUCCCUUGAAUUGCCCUGCAAAUACUACACGUUGGGGUGCUCGGAAAUAUAUCCCUACUACAGCAAACUCAAGCAUGAGGGAAUUUGCAACUACAGACCAUACAAUUGUCCCUAUGCUGGUUCGGAGUGUUCCGUUGUUGGGGAUAUUCCUUUCCUCGUUGCCCAUCUGAGGGAUGACCAUAAGGUGGACAUGCACACCGGCUCCACAUUUAACCAUAGAUACGUGAAAUCCAACCAUCGGGAAGUUGAAAAUGCUACUUGGAUGCUGACGGUGUUCCAUUGUUAUGGUCAGUAUUUCUGCCUACACUUUGAAGCCUUCCAGUUGGGAAUGACUCCUGUCUACAUGGCAUUUCUUCGUUUCAUGGGUGACGAGACGGAGGCUAGGAACUAUAGCUACAGCCUAGAAGUUGGAGGAAAUGGCCGGAAACUUACAUGGGAAGGCACCCCACGCAGCAUCCGUGAUAGUCACCGGAAAGUCAGGGACAGCCAUGAUGGUCUAAUCAUCCAACGAAACAUGGCACUUUUCUUCUCUGGUGGGGAUAGAAAGGAGCUAAAGCUGAGGGUUACAGGAAGGAUAUGGAAGGAAGAACAAAAUCCAGAUGCUGGUAUGUGCAUACCGAACUAAUGUAGCUGAGACAAUUGAUUCUGACAACUUUUUUUUCUGUCUGUUUCGAUCUGUUUUUCAGUGUGUUCAACCGCUCUCUGCCAACCCGUUUCUGGUAUAUUGUAAUGGAUGAAAAUUUUCAGCUUCAAUG